UUUAUUUUUCGAUUUCCAUCGUCAAUUUUCUGUUUCCAUCGGCAAGAAACAAAAAAAACUCACAUUUCAUUCAAAAUUUACGACCAAAUCAACAAAAAUUCAAACUGAUGCCAAAGUACAUCGCAAUUUUCUGUAUAGAAUAGCUCCGAUCGCAUACUUUCUACCAAUCGUAUUCAAUUCCGACUAUAAAUACUUCAACUAUUCAUCUGACUCAUUUAAGUUAUUUUAUCCAACGGCGUAAUUAUAAAUUUAGCGCCAUUAGUGUCUUAAAUAGUGCAUGAAAUUGGGAAGGUCAUAAAUAAAUACUUGGUUAAUUAUUCCCAGAUUGCCGUUUAAUUGGAAGACACCAAUCGGGUACAUAUUUGCGGUGGCAUUUCUCGAUGUACUCGAGCUAUUUUUGGUGUUUAUACGCAUUUACAUCGGCAUUUGUCAAUAAAUGGCCUUCGCUGUUGAUAUUAAAGAAAAUAUUCAAUAUUUAAAAAACUACGUGAAUAUUGUAAUGGAAAUUGCGCGGCACCAGAACAAUCUACAUGGCGUUCUCCACCUUCAUUGUUAUGAGGUCAUUUUUCAUUAGAUUCGAGUAUUUCUUCCAUUUUAAGUGUUAUUGUAAGCGCAAAUCACUUUUUCUUAAAAAAAAUGAAGAGAUCACAUAAGAAUAUGUUAUUUUAACAGCCCUAAAAUUUCAAUUCAAAUAGACCAGUUCAUGGAAUAAAUUCCAAAUUGAGUGAUAUUAUCAUGAAAAUAUAUCGUUUGUAUUAAUAUUGGCCGUAUUUCGAAGGAAAUUGUGAACAGGUGUUACCAUUCUCUCGGUCUUUAUCAAAAUUGUAACAUAAUUUGUGACUGUUCCCCUUUCAUUUCUUGCAAUUUACACAAAAUGGUAUUGUUUCGGUCAAACAGCUUGCUUUCCAGCCCCGUACUAUUUCAGUUUAGCUUGGUACGUCAUAGGGAUUGCACGUGAACAAGAUGAAUAGUUUAAAAUCGGUUAAAACUCAUUUACAAGUGCUCGGUUGUAUCCCGUACGAGUGUCCAUUGAAUUUACCAAUUUGGUGUCAAAAAAUUCCAUUCAAUUGCAUUCAUAUUGGUUUGAUUUUUGCAUUGCUCACUCAAAACCUCCUAUCAACCUUAUGGUUCCGACUAUUUGAAGCUGAUACCGCGGGCGAACAAACACAGUCGACAUUUUUUAUUUGUCGUUCAACUCUCAGUCUGAUUUUGUACUCUCGACUUAUCUGGCAAAAAGUCACAUUAACUCAACUAAUUGCGGAGCUAGAAGAUGUCAUCGCCAAAAGAUAUAACCAAUUCGUCUACCAAAUGGCUAGAGACCGUGUAGAGUAUACAAAAAAUAUUUAUGUGAGAGCAAUAUUCACGUCAACGAUAUUCUAUUCAUCUCCAAUUGUGCUUUUAUCAUUUUAUCGACAUUUUUCACUGGGAAACAACGAGAAUUCGUUUCAGUUAAUCUACCCAGCGUUCAUACCAUGUGAUUGGCGACACUCUACCGGAUAUUUGAAUAUCGUUGGCAUUCAAGUGUUGACACUUUAUUUCACAACUCAAAUUAUGUUGUGCGUUCCACUCUUGUGCUAUAUAUUUUGCAAGUUUUUCGUUGGAUUUGCCCAGGACAUUGAAGAGUGCUUGAUCGAUUUCAAUAAGUCAUUUAACAAAGAACGUGACGAAGACGGUAUUGUUAGACUGACUCGUAGUAAAUUUCGAAUUUUAGAAGAUGAAUUGGGAAAAAUUCUUUCAUUUCAUUUGGAAGCAAGGCAGUUAAGUGAUUUUAAAUACAUUUUGAUGGUAGAAAAGUAAUAAUUACAUGAAUAGAAACAUUUAUUAUAGAAAUACAUUCCUUUUGCACACUAGGUGUGUGUAAAAGGCCACUGAUUUCGUGUGAAAGUGAAAAUGGGGAGUUGGUCAGUCCACACCCACGCAGAAGGUGUCGUAAAUAUAAGUGAUUCUUCCUUCCCCCGUUCACGCUCACUUUCUCUAUUCACUUCAAAGUCAAACACUUUCAAUUUCAAACCGAUUGACCGCAUGAUUAUCACAUUUCAUGUUGCUUUAUUUUCAUUCAGUUAAUCUCAAACUACUCGUUUAAAGCCAAUACGACUUUUACUACCCGUAUUAGAAGAAUUCACGCUUCGUGUACACUCGGCACAUCUUCGCUGCUUAGGCGAAUGUCAGCAGUAGAAUUCACUGCGACAUGUUCAAAAAACAUCAAGUAGCCAUAUGUAAAUUUUUCACACUCUUUUGUGCGAACUUUCUUUGACUGUGUAUGGCUAUGAGCAAACACAUGCAUUAAAGUAUUAGAUGCACGACAGUUCGCAGUGAACUCAACGGCUGAUAUUCCGUAAACAGCGAUGAUGUGCCGAGUGUAUGCGAAGCGUGAAUUCUUCUAAUACGGGUAGUAAAAGUCGUAUUGGCUUUAAACAAGUAAUAGUCAAUUUGCUAGUUGAAUUGAAUAUUUAAACUUAAUUCUCUUUGUAUUUCAUCCAGGUUCGUGAUACGGUUCACAAAUGUAUACAAUUUA
Messenger RNA from Contarinia nasturtii (swede midge), 2515 nucleotides. RefSeq lists its product as uncharacterized. Bases 964 to 1797 code for a protein of 277 amino acids. The transcript has 3 exons. NCBI's taxonomy places the organism in Eukaryota, Metazoa, Arthropoda, Insecta, Diptera, Cecidomyiidae. The record is from RefSeq and is a predicted model, not a curated record.